AUGUUCACGCUUGGUCCGUACUCGAACAUUGAGGCGUUUGCUGCUAGUGUGGAGACUGCGCCAUUGAGCGUGCACUACAAGAACCACGCACCUUUCUUGACGAUUACGAAGCUUACGCGUGAAAUUGAGGUGUCCAUGUGGGGUCGUGUGUCGUUUGAAGAGGUCUAUGACAUGGAGCACACCGGUGCUAAGCUCAAAGGCGGUUUCUCCCGGUUCGACUACGUACAGCUUCAGCAGCACAGCGCUUCGUUCCAUGACAUGCAUGCUCAAUUGCCAAAGGACGCGGUGAAUGUAUACUACCGUGAUCAGAUUGGUAACAUCUCGACGUCGAGUCUGCGUCCGGCUGGUCGCACGGGCUCGUACCGGGACUUUUUGUUCCAGCCGCGCUUUCCGCUGUUCGGUGGCUGGAAGAAUCAAUGGUAUCUCGGCUACUCUAUCCCCACGCACUUGGUACUGAGUCACGUCGGUGACAAGUUCAAGCUGGUGGUGGACUUUUCAACGUCUCUUCAGGGCGCCUCCGUGGACGACUUGACGGUGAAAGUGAUCCUGCCCGAAGGUGCCACCAACGUGCAGAUCAAUGUGCCGUUCAGUGUGGAUCGCACGAGCGAGACCACGCGACAGACGUAUCUGGACACUCCCGCGAUAGGCCGACCUGUGUUGAUUCUGGACAAGAAGAACGUUGUGGCCGCCCACAAUGUGCCCUUCGAGGUGACGUUCGAUUUCCCGCAGUACUUCAUGAUGCACGAGCCGCUACUGCUGGUCUCUGCAUUCCUUGUCUUCUUUCUCGUUUGCAUGCUGCUCUUCCGACUGGACUUCAGCAUUGCCAAGAAGCCUGUGCAGAAGAAGCCGAAGACGGAAUAA
Molecule: messenger RNA, 861 nt
Organism: Peronospora matthiolae
Lineage: Eukaryota; Oomycota; Peronosporomycetes; Peronosporales; Peronosporaceae
Source: the annotation of a GenBank genome assembly